Echinostoma caproni is the source of this 933-nucleotide messenger RNA. The record is from the annotation of a GenBank genome assembly. Lineage: Eukaryota; Metazoa; Platyhelminthes; Trematoda; Plagiorchiida; Echinostomatidae.
AUGCGCUCAUACUUUGCCGGCCUUUUGUGUGUGGAUUGGUCCCCGGAUUCCCAAUUCGUCGUCGUUGGUGGACAAGAUGAUUUAAUCACAGUGUGGUCAAUGCAAUAUCGUUCCGUGAUUUGUCGUGGUGAAGGUCACCGUUCAUGGGUGAGCACUGUCCGAUUCGAUCCGUACCUUUGUCCACCCAAAUGUCAGUUGACCGAUACGCGUGAUUUUUCUCCAUCUACUUCGGCCAACGGAUUUAGUUCUACCCAAGAGCAGAAGCCAGCUUAUGUGGAACACAACAAUACACCUAUUAAUCGGUUUUCUCUGGCAGAUGAUGGGUGUUGUAACCCGAUGCUUGGCACUUACCGAAUUGGUUCCGUUGGUCAAGACACACAGUUCUGCCUUUGGGAUCUGACGGAGGAUGUGAUUCGACAAGGUGUGCAAUUCGUACUCAAUGUCGCUCCUACCCGGCCACCAAACGGGGUCCUAGAUGAUUCCUUCUUCGGCACAAACUUCCCAAGUCCGGUCACUGUUAAUCCAGUUCACCAAACUCCGGAAAGCCGUCUCACCACGUCCCCAACAUCAGCUUCAACCGCUAAGGCGGUCAUGGCGUCAGCAACCCUUCCAUCUACUCCCGAGUCUGUUUCAAAUACUGGUGCCAAAAGUGGGAAUAGUUGGUUCGGUUUUCUUACAUUCAAUCGGAAAAAGCUAACACCAACAGCCUCCGCCUCCACGCUCACACCAAAAACAUCCACUUCUGCCUAUGGUUCCGAGCGCAUCAAGGCAAACAGUCUGGUGCAUAGGUUUUCCACAACCGUGACUCAUCAUCGCAAUGCUGGAGAUCCGGGUUCAGAGAAACGACAUGGCUCUGAUGAUGCUGUGUCCAAAUAUUGCAGCCUUGGUCGAUUAAAUGAUUCCAGUCGGCUGUUCGAAAUGAAUGAGCAAUAG